This is a messenger RNA of Ostreococcus tauri, 2025 nucleotides long. RefSeq names its product SNF2-related. Gene Ontology annotation, molecular function: ATP binding; ATP-dependent chromatin remodeler activity. Lineage: Eukaryota; Viridiplantae; Chlorophyta; Mamiellophyceae; Mamiellales; Bathycoccaceae. The record is from RefSeq and is a predicted model, not a curated record. Bases 1 to 2025 code for a protein of 674 amino acids. The transcript has a single exon. Gene Ontology annotation, biological process: replication fork processing; DNA repair. Gene Ontology annotation, cellular component: nuclear replication fork.
AUGGCGUGGGACGACGACGACGGCGCCGACGACGCCGCGGCGCUCGAGGCGAUCGCGCGGGCGGAGCGCGCGCGAGGGAUCGGUCUCGCGACCGCGCGCGCGGUGACGGGGGCGGUGACGGUGACGGAUGUUUCGGGCGGUGGGCGCGCGCGUGGUGGGACGGCGCCGACGACGGCGCCGAGGACGUGUGAGCUCGCGCUGUGCGCGCCGGGCGAUCGGUUCGCGGUGGUGGCGAUGCCUGGGGUGAUGGAAGCGGUCGACGGUGUCGUGGGAGGUGGGAUGGGGUGUUCGAGAGACGCGCGCGGACGACGGACGAUUCCGGCGGAACGGCGCGUCGAGGCGACUCGAACGCUCGAGAGCGCGGGAUUCAGGGUGAUUCAGCCGCCGUUGAUGGUGAUACGGUGCGCGGAGAUGGGGUUCGACGAGCACGAGCGCGAGGCGAGGGCGAUGUACGACGCGCGCGUGCCGAGGGAGAUGGAUGCGAAGAUGUUUGAUUUUCAACGCGAAGGGGUCAUGUACGCGCUGAGGCGGGGCGGGCGCGCGCUCAUCGGUGACGAGAUGGGUCUCGGGAAGACGGUUCAGGCGUGUGCGCUGUUGGCGUGCUAUAAGGACGAGUGUCCGGCGUUGAUUCUGGUGCCGACAUCGCUUAGAGAGGCGUGGCGAAACGCGCUACAGAGCUGGCUCGACGCGGACGACGGCGACAUUGCCGUUGUCGGGGCGGCAAACGAGGCGAAAAAACUCGACGAAGGGCGCAUGUAUAAUAUCGUUCCGUAUUCAUUGUGCGUCAAGCUGAAAGAUAGAUUGCGAGAGCGACGGUACAAGGUCAUCGUCGCGGAUGAGUCGCACUUUCUGAAGGAUCGGCGCGCGCAACGGACGCAAGCAGUUAUGCCGCUCAUGAAGGACGGCGCGGCGUCGCGUGUGAUCUGUCUCACGGGCACCCCCGCACUGAGUCGACCGAUCGAGUUGUUCUCGCAGCUCGAAGCCUUGGUCCCACGAGUAUUUUUUCGUUUACACGAUUACGGCACGCGCUACUGUCAGGGCGGCGCGCCUUUUGGAAUGUACACGGGGUGCUCUCGCGCGGACGAACUUCACGUGAUGAUUUCAAAACUCUGCAUGGUGAGACGACUUAAACGAGAUGUUUUGAAGAGCCUGCCGCCCAAGCAGCGAACGCAACAGUUUCUCACAGUGGAAAAGUCUUGUUUGGGCGACGUGCGUAGGAUCAAAACGCAGUUGGAUAAGCUUCGCGAAGCCGGCGGCUCGGAAUUCGAGGAGAAGCGCUUACUCAACGAGUUGUUCCUCGCGAGCGCUAAGGCUAAGGUUAACGCGGUGUGCGACUACCUGGAGACCCUCAUCGAUGGGAGCGCGUCAGAAAAGUUCAUAUUCUUCGCGCACCACGGAGUCAUGCUCGACGCCGUCAGUGCGUUUCUCGAGAAGAAAAAGUGCAAACAUAUUCGCAUAGACGGAUCGACGCCCUCGGCCGCUCGAGGUGAUCUCGUAAAUAAAUUUCAGCGCGAUGACUCCACUCGAAUCGCGGUCCUUUCGAUCAAAGCUGCAGGCAUGGGUCUCACCCUCACCGCAGCGUCCACGGUGAUCUUUGGAGAAAUGGUGUGGACACCGGGAGAUUUGAUACAGGCCGAAGAUCGAGCGCACAGAAUUGGCCAAGCUUCGAGCGUGCUAGUGCAAUAUCUACACGCACGGGACACGAUCGACGAGAUCAUUUGGCAAACCAUUCGGAGAAAGCUCGAUACCUUGGGUACCGUCUUGAACGGGCAAAGCGGCGACCAUCUCGAGGCGACGACGGCGGGUUCCACUCGACGAACCAGCGAGGAAACGAGUCCACGUUCGACCAAGAAACAAAAGCUCGCCGUCGUUGACGUCACUCAAAGGACGCUCAUAGAGAUGUUUUCCUCGCAAGCGACGCAAAAGUCUUCGCCCGCAGGCGAAGACCCGACCACGGAUGACGAGCUCUUCGCAGAGCUCGCCGCGCGCUUCGAGUCAAAGAAACAAAAUGUAGGUAGUAGUUAG